CAACACCUGAAGCUACAAAUAGGACAGCUGCGCCUAGGUAGGCCCAGAAUUCACGACAGAUGCCAUAAGAAACAUCAGAAUUUUCUGGAGGCCUUCCCACCAAACUGUACCGUAGGAAAAAACUUGACGUGAGUAGCCCGAGAGAGAUAAUAGUAAAUUAUGGACAUCCCCUUUCCAGGCGGACCUUUAGAUGACACAACAGGAACCGGUUUGUUCCGCCCUUGUGUUGGCCCUGAAACCAACUCAACGACUGCGGUGAUUCUGCCCAGGCAGUGUGCUGACAACACCCUGUGCGUCAGGAACUUCUUUUUCUUCUUCGCUUCCUUAUCAUACCAAGUAUGCCUAUGUCCGAUGACCACAGUCCCAACAUCACCUCCAGGGUCAGGGUGCACUCCAAUCCAAGGCAGUGCAUGUACGUCAAAUGUGGAUUGUUCUUUUCGUCCGUACGACUGUGUUGGGUUAACUAACUGGAAUAUAGAUACCACCCUCAAGGACUUUCUAACGCCGUUGGUGUUCUAUAUCUGCAGUAACACCAUUGAGUUCCGGGUAGUGAUACCCAAUUAUGCGUGUGUUGCCAACGUGUGUGUCUUUGUUGGGUUGUCGUCGGGUAUUCCCACUGGCAUCCCCGGAGUCCCCGGCUUUGGAAGGAAGAAGAGAGAUUUGGACGAUUUGCGUCGUAACCAGGACGCGGGCGACGUGGACCCCACUAAAGUGUGGCUGAGAGCACUGGAGACUUCGGGACAAGAAGCGCUUAGCGUUCAAGGGGAAGAGUCCAAAUCAGACGCAAAACUUGAAGUCAAGCAGACAAGUGUAUCUGUGUCGACGGGCUCGGGUUCCAACGAAGAGUGCGUUACGUCGUCCAUGAUGAAUAUAUUUACUGAGCUCAUAGUAGGAAACUAUCCCAUGUUUCAGUUACAGUGUACGACACCCCUGCCAUAACGUAGUGCGACUGGACAAAGUCUUUAAAAAUGAAAUAAUUAAAACAAGUGCAAUAUACAGAAAUAAAAAGGCAGACAGAUAUAUAAACAGAUUAGCGAAGGGGUGUGGGGGGAGGGGGUCAGAGUCACCUAAACACCUUUCUUUCUGUAUCGUACAUAGAGAUACAUUUUAGAUGUUGGGAAUACCAAAAAAGGAGAUACAAAAAAUCUACUUUCGUGUGCAUUCUACAACCUUAACCCCUAACACUGUCGGUCCUGUGCCAAAUUUGUCAAUUCUCCCCCCUCCUCC
Messenger RNA from Lingula anatina, 1227 nucleotides. RefSeq lists its product as uncharacterized. NCBI's taxonomy places the organism in Eukaryota, Metazoa, Brachiopoda, Lingulata, Lingulida, Lingulidae. The record is from RefSeq and is a predicted model, not a curated record.